AUGGCGGUGCCGCGCGAAGGGUGGAAGGCGACAGACUUUGUAGUGGACGACAUGGUGUACUCCAGCAUUGACGUGCUCAUAAUGGACGCCCUACGACACCUGCAAUGCUUGGAGAAGAAUAGCACGCUCAGGCUGUACACCGCGUUCAUCUACCACUACAAGAAGUGGGCGGCGAAGAUGCUGAAGCAGAUACGCGACAAGCUACCCCAUGAGCAACGACUUAGGCACGUCGACGAGAUCGGCCACUACAUCCGCGACAACAAGAAAAAGGAUUGGUGCAACGAGAAAGUGGUCCGCCGACAGUACAUCUGGCUGCACGGCCCUAGGGUCACCGAAACCCGGCUGCGCGCCUACGUGAAGCAAAUGAGCCGUGAGUGUAACCUCAUUGUUGACCAGCCCGGGGAGGAGAACAAUGCCACGCAAACAGGGCCUGUGAGGUCGACAACUGUGCACACGAUCCUCGGGCGCAUAAAGGCAUGCCAGAUGGCGGCGAGGGUGGAGGCGACGCUGUACCGAGAGAAGGAGCUGGGCAUCAUGAGGGAGAUCUCGGUGGUGAGAUCGGAGGUGCGGUUCAACGUCCGCCACAAGAACGAGAGGGACCUCAAGAACUGCGCCGACCGUCGACGCGGCACCAUCGGCGAUACCUACACCGCCGAGCAGUUCCGCCAGAUCAUGAUGAGGGUGCUGCCGACAUGGGCGGCGGCGGCGUGGAACCCGCGGGCUACCACUCCGUCGCAGACGCUGUGGCGAUUCCUGCUCAUCAAGGUGCUCACGCUACUCUCCCACCACACUCUCCUGCGCGGUGCCAGCAUCCGCGAGAUCACGCUCCCCGACAUCUUCUUGUACCACCUGGCGAGCACCUCGGAGGUGAACCCGGAUAGCCAGCCGGUCGUCAUGGUGAUCGCCGCGCGUAACUCGAAGACUUCCAAGGAUGCCCGUCUUCAGCAGAGCUACGCUGCACGACACCUGGAAGCGGAGCUGUGCGCCGUCGGCGAGACCGGCCUGUGGCUGCACUUCAUCCUCGACCAGAUCGGUCAGUUCUCCGGCACCGACUUUCUUUCGCCGCUCUGCAGGAUUGCCCUCUCCGGCACCGACUUUCUUUCGUCGCUCUGCAGGAUUGCCCUCUUCAACGGGAGCGACGCCGCUGCAGCCGCAGUGCACUUCUUGCACACCCUCGUGAUGUUCCGACGAAUCGUCGCCGAGGACCUCGCGGUGAAGCUCGUCCGCACACCGUGGCACCCGUACGUCCAAGGUUCCAAGCUCUGCAGGAUUGCCCUCUUCCAGCACUGGGCGAAAAGGGUCGAGUCGGUCGACACCGAUACGAUCAAAAAGCGCCGGGACCCGACUCAGAUACAACCGGAGGAAAUAUCCGUGCGCAUGGACACCCAGUAUCACAACAUGUCCCUCAAGGAGGCGCUGAAGAAGGAGGUUGAGCGCUCGGCGCUCGAGAAGCUAGGCUUUCAGGAGACGAUCGAGAAGCAAAACGACACCAUCGCGUCGCUCACCUCCGAGCUUGCUCGACUCACCGAGGCACUCCGUGUGUCAGAAGCCCGGAGGAUGCCGGCGGCGCCGCCGUCGGCUACCGAUCAAACUCCGGGCGAGGGUGGCUCCGCGGAUUCGGCCAACACGGGGACCGGAGCCAAGAGAGAUGAUGGGAAACCCCCGCCACCCCCCCAGACGGCAGAGGAGGCCAGUUACGAGCUCAACGUGGUGCAACCUUGGCGGGAUUCAAAGACCGUGCGGGACGCUUGGCGCCUCUGGAACUCCGCCACCGCCAAUGACACCCGUCGUCUUUGCGACAGGGUCGCCGAGCCGGGGUUCAUCGACCGCCACACCCUCCUCAAAGGCGCGACCCAGGGUGCACUCAACAUGAGGGUGCGCCGCAUGCUGAAGGCCAUGGAUGCGGUGUGCCAGCUACGUGCGAGCGACGGCGAUGCCGACACCGAAGCCGUGGUCGAUGCACUGAACACGAUCGCGUCACCGGGCAUUGGGACCUUCUGCGAUGCCCUCACGGUGCUCAACCCGGAGACGGCACCGACGAUGUCCAAGGAGCCUGGCAUGGGCGUCAAGGGGCUUGGCCCCAAGGUGGUCUCGAAGCUACGCGUCGCCUGUGCGCUGGUGGCGCUCGAGCUGAAGCCGACGACGUGGGUCGACCGCCUGUUUCCAGACGCCUAG
Closterium sp. NIES-65 is the source of this 2175-nucleotide messenger RNA. Lineage: Eukaryota; Viridiplantae; Streptophyta; Zygnematophyceae; Desmidiales; Closteriaceae. The record is from the annotation of a GenBank genome assembly.